AUGUUUCGAGAUCAAUUUGAGCGAUUACACUUUGAAACGUACGAAAAUAAUAUAAUAACGGACUUAAAGGGUGACGAGAUACUGAGCAAGCUUGAUGAUAUAUUAGGUGACACAAUGCAAUUAAACGGCCAUGAUGCUUUUGUUGCCGUAUUCUCGACACACGGCGACGAGUCCGUGAUGUCCCUAAAGCUGUUAAAAUAAAUCGCCAAGCUACUAACGCAUUUAAUAUAAGUUUUGACACUGAUGAUGAUAUAAUUGUGCCAUUAUUUGGUGAUAUCAUGAUAUGCUACUCAACAGUUAAUACAUUUGUAUCACUACGAAAUACUAUCCAGGGCACUUAUUA
This is a messenger RNA of Oppiella nova, 343 nucleotides long. Lineage: Eukaryota; Metazoa; Arthropoda; Arachnida; Sarcoptiformes; Oppiidae. The record is from the annotation of a GenBank genome assembly.